AUGAAGUGGAAAGAGGAAGACAUAUGCUUGGAGUCAUUACCCCCGACUCCUGCUACAGACAGCACCGUCAUCUCCCUGUCGGAGGUCGAGAAGAACAUCCUCGAGCAACAGAUUCAUGUCCCCGUAUCCAAGCCCGGAUUCUUUGGCAUCUAUCGCUAUGCUAGUCGUUGGGAUCUUGUCUUCCUGCUGGGAAGCUCAAUCGCGUCGAUAAUUGGUGGUGCUGCUUUGCCAUUGUUCACUGUCCUCUUUGGGCGCAUCACGUACGACCGUUUUCAUCACGAGCUCAACAAGUACGUGGUAUACUUCAUCUACCUUGCCGCCGCCGAGUUCAUCACCAUCUACAUCGCCACGGUCGGCUUCAUCUACACGGGCGACCAUGUGGUCCAGCGUAUUCGCGUAGAGUACCUGCGCGCGAUUCUGCGCCAGAACAUCGCCUUCUUCGACAGUCUAGGCGCUGGCGAGAUCACCACGAGGAUUACGGCGGACACUAACUUGAUCCAAGACGGCAUCUCCGAGAAGGUCGGGUUGGCCUUGACGGGGCUGUCGACGUUCAUCACAGCUUUCAUCAUUGCUUAUAUCAAGUACUGGAAGUUAGCGUUAAUUUGCAGCGCCACCUUGAUCGCAUUGCUUCUGAUCAUGAGCGGCGGAUCAAUCUUCAUCAUGGUCUACAGCAAGCGCGCGCUGGAAUGCCAGGGCCGCUCCGGCAGCUUCGCGGAGGACAUUCUGGACUCGGUCCGCACGGUCGUCGCCUUCGAUGCUCAGAACGUGCUCGCGGCCAAGUACGAGGAGCAGCUGAAGGAGUCGGAGGCACCCGCCCGGAAGUCGCAAAUCACGUUCGCGAUCAUGGUCGGAGCCAUGCUGGGCGUCAUGUACCUGAAUUAUGGUAUGGGCUUCUGGAUGGGAUCGCGCUUUAUUGUGGAUGCAAACGAGCAUGUCAAGGUCGGCGAUGUCCUGACGAUCCUUAUGUCGAUCAUGCUGGGGUCGUACAAUCUGGGCAAUGUUGCCCCCAAUGCUCAGGCGCUGUCGAAUGCAGUGGCGGCUGCAAGCAAGCUCUACAGCACGAUCGACCGUGCGUCUCCGUUGGAUGCCUCUUCCGAGAGCGGAAAGGUCCUUGGUCAUGUCAAGGGCAACAUUGUACUCCAGAAUGUUCGGCACGUCUAUCCAUCGCGACCGGAGGUCAUCGUCACGAAUGACCUCAGUGUCUAUAUUCCAGCAUCAAAAACCACGGCGUUUGUGGGGCCGUCCGGGUCCGGCAAGAGUACGGUCAUCGGUCUGCUGGAGCGGUUCUACAACCCCGUAGCCGGUCAUAUCUCACUCGACGGACACGAUCUCUGCACUCUAAACCUCAGAUGGGUACGGCAGCAGAUCUCCUUAGUCUCGCAAGAACCUCGGCUCUUCGCGACCACGAUUUUCGAGAAUAUUCGCUUCGGGCUGAUUGGGUCCGAGUACGAAAAUGAGCCCGAGGCGAGUAUCACUAAGCGCAUUCACGAUGCUGCAAAAAUGGCCAACGCGCAUGACUUCAUCAUGGCCUUACCGAAAAAGUACGACACGAACAUCGGUGGGUUCUCGCUGUCCGGAGGACAGAAGCAGCGAAUUGCGAUCGCUAGGGCCGUGGUGAGCGACCCGAAGAUCUUGUUACUUGACGAGGCGACCUCGGCGCUGGACGCCAAGUCGGAAGAAAUUGUUCAGGCGGCGUUAGACAACGCCUCGAAGGGGCGGACGACCAUUGCCAUUGCCCACCGAUUGUCUACCAUCAAGGAGGCGCAUAACAUUGUUGUCCUUGUCCAUGGCCACAUUGUGGAGCAAGGGUCGCAUAUGGAGCUGAUGGGCCGUGAGGGUGUGUACUAUGAUAUGGUGCAGGCGCAGCAAAUCAAGCAGAAGGAGGCCGCCAAGCGGCAUGAGUCGAUGACUUUCUUCCUCGAUGAGGACUAUAUCGGAGGUGGAUACCCCAUGGAUGAUGAAGACGACUUCAGUGAUGAUGCCUCGGAUAUUGUGCUGAAAACAGGCGCCAAGCAGAGACGCAGAACCAGGAUGUCCAUGUUCAUCCCGCCUUUACCUUCCAAGCAUAAGGAGAACCUGUCGCUAUGGGCGUUGUUCAAAUUCCUUGCCUCCUUCAACCGGCCGGAGUGGCCGAUCAUGAUCCUGGGUCUCUGCGCAUCAACUCUGGCUGGGGGCAUUCAGCCGUCCCAGGCUGUGUUGUUUGCAAAGGCAGUCAAUACUUUGAGCUUACCACCAUUUGAAUACCACAAGCUGCGUCACGACGCUAAUUUCUGGUGCUUGAUGUUUCUCAUGAUGGGCUUGGUGACAUUGGUAAUCUAUGCCACCCAGGGCACGUUGUUCGCCUAUAGCUCCGAGAAACUGAUCUAUCGAGCCCGAAGCCAGGCGUUUCGGGUUAUGCUGAACAAGGAAAUUUCUUUCUUUGACAAGGAGGAGAACACCACCGGUGCCUUGACAUCCACAUUGGGUGCUGAAACUAAACAGCUCGCCGGAAUUAGUGGCGUCACUCUCGGAACCCUUCUUAUUGUCUCUGUCAAUCUUUCAGCCUCCCUUGUUGUGGCUCUGGUCAUGGGCUGGAAGUUGGCUUUGGUAUGCAUUUCAGCGGUGCCGGUCCUUCUGAUGUGCGGCUUUCUGCGCGUGUGGAUGUUGGACCGAUUCCAGCGCCGAGCGAAAGCGGCGUAUCAACAAUCUGCCAGUUCGGCCUGCGAGGCCGCCUCUGCAAUCCGGACUGUGGCUUCUCUGACGAUGGAGAAACAAGUCGUUACUUCUUACGAGACCCAAGUGCAGGCUCAGCUCAAGCAGGACAUCCUCCCUAUCUUCAAAUCAUCCGCCCUCUAUGCCAGCUCCCAAGCACUGCCGUUCCUGUGCAUGGCCCUAGGCUUUUGGUACGGCGGAACCCUCCUUGGACACGGGGAGUACACGCUAUUCCAGUUUUAUGUUUGUUUCAGCGAAGUCAUCUUCGGCGCGCAGGCAGCAGGGACCAUAUUUUCCAACGCACCCGAUAUGGGUAAAGCAAAGCACGCGGCCGCGGAGUUCAAGAAAUUGUUCAGCACUCGGUCAAACAACAAGCACGCCGACAGUAAAGCCAUCCAUGUAUCGUCCAUGCAAGGCUCGGUGGAGUUUCGAGACGUGUCUUUCCGGUACCCUACCCGGCUGGAGCAGCCUGUUUUACGGCAUGUCAACCUCACAGUCAAACCAGGACAGAAUAUCGCGUUGGUUGGGUCCAGUGGCAGCGGGAAAAGCACGAUUAUUGCCCUGCUGGAACGAUUUUAUGACCCAGUCUUGGGCGAAGUGUACGUUGACGGGCGGGAUAUUGCGACGCUCGACAAGAAGUCCUACCGUGAUCACCUGGCAUUGGUCAGCCAAGAGCCGGCUUUAUUCCAGGGAACGAUUCGCGAGAAUAUUCUGUUGGGAUGCACACAUAAAGAAGCGGUUGCGGAGGACACUCUGAUCCAGGCGUGCAGAGAUGCAAACAUCUAUGACUUCAUCAUGUCGCUACCACAAGGUUUCAACACGCUCGUCGGCAGCAAAGGCGGCAUGUUAUCUGGUGGUCAGAAGCAGCGAAUCGCCAUUGCUCGGGCGCUGAUUCGCAACCCGCGUAUUUUGCUGCUGGAUGAAGCCACAUCAGCAUUGGAUUCGGAGUCGGAAAAGGUUGUCCAGGCCGCUUUGGAUUCGGCGGCAAAGGGCCGGACGACGAUCGCGGUUGCUCACCGGUUGAGCACGAUUCAACGAGCGGACAUGAUCUAUUUCUUGGAGCAAGGAGAAGUGGUCGAAUGGGGCACGCACAAGGAGCUGCUGCGUCGGAGGGGCAGAUACUAUGAAAUGGUUAACUUGCAGAAUCUGGCCUGAUUGUGUGACUUGUACAAUAAUAGGGCAAGCACUUGAUCUCAUUCACUGUAUAUAUACUCUAUCAUUUUUCCCGGAUCGCCUGGUUAAGAAUAAUGAAGCCGAUAAGCGA
This is a messenger RNA of Aspergillus homomorphus CBS 101889, 3955 nucleotides long. Its product is annotated as putative ABC multidrug transporter. Lineage: Eukaryota; Fungi; Ascomycota; Eurotiomycetes; Eurotiales; Aspergillaceae. The transcript is spliced from 5 exons. Bases 1 to 3846 code for a protein of 1281 amino acids. Gene Ontology annotation, cellular component: membrane. The record is from RefSeq and is a predicted model, not a curated record. Gene Ontology annotation, biological process: transmembrane transport. Gene Ontology annotation, molecular function: ATP hydrolysis activity; ABC-type transporter activity; ATP binding.